AUGUCUAAAGAGAAAGAUAAACAUGUUAGAACAAAAGAAAGGGGGCAGCUUUCAACGUCGGUGAGACAAAACAUUUCACAUUCAUUUCCGAAAACUCGAACAAAGACAGGUUGCUUUACCUGUCGAAAGAGAAAAAAGAAAUGUGACGAACAUUAUCCGAUUUGUUCUGGCUGUGCACGAAACUUUCUUAGUUGUGUUUGGCCUAAAAAUAAAUGCGAUACACUGCCGAAGAAUUUCAAAAUAACAUCUGGAACAGCAGCCCACAUAAAGGCGAGCAAAUCUAGCGCAAAUACCGAAACUAGGAAUAGAGGUAUUGCCAAAUCAUCAUUCUUUGUUAACAAACAUUUAUCAAAUCUAUGUGAUAUAGAACCGACUUAUAGUGAUUUUGACGUUCCAAGUUCCAUGUGCUCGGUAAUUCCACUGAAAUUAUACAAGCAUGAAUCAUCUCGAUCUUUUACGAAGGAAUGUACUAAAAGUGGAAAGAUUCCCGGGGUGAUGUCAUUUAAAAUCAGUUUAGCAAAUGCAAGUCACAAGCAUAUGAACAAACUAGAACAAACAAUUCCUCCGAGAGUACUUUUUAUUGACUCCUUGACAUCCAGAUCUGGAUAUUCUUGUGGACGUGUCACUACAGAUAAUCAUUUGACCCGUGCCGAUAUACAUAAAACGGUUGACCAGCAAAGUAUUGACCAGAUGUUUACGUCCCUUUAUGAUACACUUCAAUCUAAAAAAUUGCCAUGGAAUUUAUCGGAAUAUCCGUACUUGGAAUCGGAUGAUACUUUGAUCUACAAUAAUUUUAUGGAUUCAUUCAUUCCAAAAGUACUUUCCCAAGGUUAUUACACGGUUAACAGCCCCAAAAUAUCUUUUCUACGAGAGGUAUUUUAUGCAUAUAGCUCUUUAUGUUUAAUGAAAAUGGUUUCAUCUUUAUCUAUGGAAAAUCCAAGAGACCACUUUACUAUUGCUGAUGCACAUUACAAUAAAGCAAUAGAAUCAAUAAAAAAUUGUUGUGAGCCGUCGGAUGUUGGCAAAAAAGUUGAACAACAGGGUAAUGCACCUGCCUUUGAGUGCGGAUGGAUGCUUCCUUGUAUAAGUAUUAUCCGCAUAACUACAAAAAAUAUCGAUUUGGUGAGCAAAGAGACUAUGGAUAAUUCAUUUCAAACAAAUUCAUGCAAUGGUUCAAUUACCGUCGAGGAGACAGAAAGAAUUUUACUCGUGAACUUUCUAUUCAGUUACGCUAUAGGAUUAUAUUUCUUACCGGAUAAUGAUUUACGAAGUAUCCCAUCACCAUUCAAGAUCUUCGAUAAAUACAGAGUACAAUUUAGCAGUGCAUUAUUUGGAAGCGAAAACAAUCAAAGGUCGUCUAAAAUGUGGCUUUUCAAUGUCAUUCAAGGCUCGAUAUUCAACUGUUACGAGAAUUUAUGCAAGCUUUUCUGGGUCUUGAGGCAUCUUGAGGAAUUGGAUCCACAAAAGAAAACCAAUUAUUUGAGCACUGUUAAACAUGAUAUGACACUUAUCUGGACGACACUUCAAACAUCUGAUAUCCAGCUGGACUCAUCAUCAGAUAAGAGGACUUCAACAUUUUUAGUAUUUGCUAAAUACCUUCACCAAUCACUAGAGAUACUUCACAUGAAGUUAAUGGAUCCGGAGUUGGGACCAAGUAAUCCUGUUAUUAAAUUUUAUGUGAAUCAGUUCGUUCAUAUUUAUAGAUCAUUAACCAAUGAUGCCGAAGUUCCUAAAUGCUUAAAAUUAAUGCCUCUUUUCAUUUGCGGCUGUGCAUCUAAAUCGUUAGAUGAUCGCGUUUUUUUGACCAAGGAACUAUACUUUUUGGGACGCGAUCUAAGCCUUCAAAUCAUUUCGACAAUAACAGCUAGGUUGGAAGACAGAUGGCGUAUCGAGGAAACAGGGGGAAAAUCAAGCUUGACAUCUUUAAUUGCAAGGUGCGGCUUUGAUAUAUGUAAAUGA
This is a messenger RNA of Brettanomyces bruxellensis, 1959 nucleotides long. RefSeq lists its product as uncharacterized. Gene Ontology annotation, cellular component: nucleus. Gene Ontology annotation, molecular function: DNA-binding transcription factor activity, RNA polymerase II-specific; zinc ion binding; transcription cis-regulatory region binding. The record is from RefSeq and is a predicted model, not a curated record. Gene Ontology annotation, biological process: positive regulation of transcription by RNA polymerase II. NCBI's taxonomy places the organism in Eukaryota, Fungi, Ascomycota, Pichiomycetes, Pichiales, Pichiaceae. The coding region runs from base 1 to 1959 and encodes 652 amino acids. The transcript has a single exon.